This is a messenger RNA of Pocillopora meandrina, 2563 nucleotides long. The record is from the annotation of a GenBank genome assembly. NCBI's taxonomy places the organism in Eukaryota, Metazoa, Cnidaria, Anthozoa, Scleractinia, Pocilloporidae.
CACCAUGAUGUACACGACGGAUCAGCAAAGGUGAGUGUGAAACGUUCUUCAUUAUUAUCUCGAAAAUUCUUAAAGCUAUUGAAUUAAGCACAAAUCUUCUUUUAAAAUAUAAAUUUUAGACACAUCAACACUUGAAAAAAACGUUUAUCGGCUGUAGAAUAGUCCAAAGGUCGAGAGACUAGAGAGUUCUCUACUUUAUUUCCUUUUCAUUUGGGCCAGCUAAGUGUUAUCUCCCAAUGAACUACUACUCAUUUGAACAUUUCCAAACAUGGCGUGACAUGGCUGUCAAACGUCGGGCAUGCGCAAGGCAAUCAAUUUGGCCUGCCGCACGCCAAUUUCCCGCGCAAAAUUUCUAAUGAAACAGUAAUACACAACACUUGUCACGCAAAAUGAGCCGAGAAAAUAAAACGUCCAAAGAAGGAAACAAAGGUAGAGAAAACGAGAGCUCAAGGUUCUUUAGAACGUAAAGCCUAAUAAAUUACGUGUAUCCUGCUGAUUCAUUAUUUUGUUUUGAGCUUUACGGAAAACAUUACACGGUUCUAAACCACUGUAACUAAAUGGCUUGUGUUUUUUUUUAUGGCUCUUGUAAGAGAACUUGUUUCUUACAGUCCGAAACACGCCGCCCAUAAUUAGCCACAUUAGCACUCGCACAUGCGCAGACGUUCGACCACAGGGAUUUCUUCACACUUUGUUAUGCUUUGUAAUCAACUACUCACAACACAGCUAAUGGCGCAUGCUAAAGAGUUGCAGUGAUGUAACGACCGUCUAAGCUGCACAGGUUAACAAACAGCGCGCGCUGUGAGUCCCUCCUUAGCUAAGAGCGUUUUAUUCUUCAUUCCCGAACAGUAACUAAAUGCACACUUGACUCAAACGAGACAGAUGAAAUAAGUCUUCAGUCAUCUGUCGAAUUCAGUGUCCACUGUUGUGUGAUGGGAUAUAGAUAUCCCUAUUAUUGUCUAUAUAAAUAUUUUUAAUCAUUGCCUUGUACAAGAGGGUGCAUACUUUAUCCAGUAAUGUUUUCAAAUUUCAACUUAUUUAUAUGUUUGUGACGUCAUAUUUGUGAUCCAUAGAGAUAUAUUUCGGAAAAAUAUCAGAUGGAUUCGCUAAAUAUAGGAUUAUUGAUAAUGGUUAUAAUGAACGUUUUAGGAAAGCAUUGAGGAAAUCACUAAGCCGAUGAACGACGAGUGGAACCGCCUUAGUUCCCAAAUGUAUUCUCUAAACGAUCAAGGUCCUAUCACGGGUCACUACCUGAAAAUUGAAGGAAAAUCUGUUGUUGCAUAUGCCAAAGAUACAGAUCGAAAAAGUAAGUAGAUAUUCAAGUUUUGGAACAUGUUCACAGCUUUAUUGUUAAAAAGAUCGAGUUAAACGGCCAAGAAACAAAAGUUCAAUGUUAAUCAAAUACAGUAGUCUUCGGAUAGGAGGCAAAUCCAACCAUGGCCGUUACUAAAAAUAACAUAGAAGGCGCUGAUUUUGUAAAAGUGCGAGUGAUGUCAUGAAGUACUUUCGACUAGUCUUGCUUAAAAAACGAGAAAAGAAAAUAGAAUAAAAUAAAACGAAGCAAAUCCAAAUCGAUCAUUUUCUGCCUUACCAUUGAUAUCAAUUUGUAUUAUUUUUGACAGCUCACCUAAUGGUCCAUACUAUUCUGGAAAUGACCGGUAAAAAAUUCGACCAAAUUGUUAUUUUGGAGAGUAGCAGUGGUGGAACCGUAGUGGCCGUAAACAAAACAGAUGACACCGUCUUUGUAAAGGUAUCACCGCCCACGGGGAUGGAACGUUAAGGGGGGGGGGGGGGGGGGGGGGGGGGGAAAAUUUAAGUUAUUUACUAAAGAAAACAAGUCAAAAUAUGGAUUAAGAAAAACAACAAAAACCAAACACAAGAAAAGAUUUCAAUCAAGUUGCACAAAGAAAAAAACCAUCCAAACAAACAAAAAAAACCGAAAACAUCCAUGAAUCUCUUGGAGCCCUCAUUGCCCCAUCCUUCCCCCCCUUCCAUACCUCCCUCCUUCCCCCCCUCCCCUCCCAAUCACUUUUCUGAUAGUCCAUCCUCUGGUGAGAAUUGUGCGAGGUCCAUGAAUAUCCAAGCACCAAAUAAGCUUGGUUUAAAACCUUUAAUUCCUUUUCAUAGCUAUCGAAAUGAUUUUUUUUCCCCUCAGUUUUGGAAACAUUUGGAAAUGGCAGGAGAUAACGCUGAUACAUAACCGGCCUAAAUUCAUUUACGGAUGCUAGAAAUUACUAACUGAAUACAAUGCGUGAAGUUGAAUGCUUCCUAGAGAUUUUCUAGCAAUAAUACAACCCUAUCUGGUUUAAGAAUUAAUCCAGUGUUUUUUCUCCAAUAGACUCUGUCGACACCUUUGCGCAGUCUGACCACCUUGGAUAAAGUGAAACGUCUUUACCCUGAAAUUCUGUUAAAAAAAGUACCCAGAGAAGUUGGGAGUUACUACUUUUAUUUUGAGUCAUACCUUAGUGGUAAGAGGCGGGUUUUGGGAUUUGAUGAAAAUGGUCUUGCAAUGAACACCGGCCAGGUGACGCCUGAUUCUUUGGAAAGUCUUAUCGCUUCUCCAUAA